Messenger RNA from Ornithorhynchus anatinus (platypus), 1716 nucleotides. RefSeq names its product matrilin 4 (gene MATN4). The coding region runs from base 1 to 1716 and encodes 571 amino acids. Gene Ontology annotation, molecular function: calcium ion binding. The record is from RefSeq and is a predicted model, not a curated record. The transcript is spliced from 8 exons. NCBI's taxonomy places the organism in Eukaryota, Metazoa, Chordata, Mammalia, Monotremata, Ornithorhynchidae.
AUGAGGCUCCUGCUCUGCGCCCCCCUCUUCCUCACCCUCCUGGCACCCCUGGACGGCAGACCCCAGCCCGCAGGUGGGCGCUGCCGGGCCGGCGGCCUGGACCUGGUGUUCCUGGUUGACAGCUCUCGCAGCGUGCGCCCCUGGGAGUUGGAGGCCACGCGGGGCUUCCUGGUGGCCCUCAUCCGGGGCCUGGACGUGGGGCCCAACGCCACGCGCGUGGGCCUGGUCCAGUACUCCAGCCGGGUGCGGCGGGUCUUCCCGCUGGACGCCUUCUCCCGCCCGGACGACGUGGAGCGGGCCGUCCGCGCCAUGGCGCCGCUGGCCCGGGGCACGAUGACCGGGCUGGCCCUCCAGUACGCCGCCAACGUGGCCUUCACCGGGCCCGAGGGCGCCCGGCCGGCCGGGGCGCGGGUCCCGCGCGUGGCCGUGGUGGUGACGGACGGGAGGCCGCAGGACCGGGUGGCCGAGGCGGCGUCGAGGGCGAGGGCCCGGGGCAUCGAGAUCUACGCCGUGGGCGUGCGGAGGGCGGACGUGGACUCCCUGCGCGCCAUGGCCUCGCCGCCGCUGGACUCGCACGUGUUCCUCGUGGACUCCUUCGACGCCCUGGCCGAGGCCGGCCUCCGGUUCCGCGGCCGGCUGUGCGACGCGGAUCUGUGCGCGGGGCAGGCUCACGGUUGCCAGCACCUGUGCGUCAGCGGCCCCGGCUCCUUCCACUGCGCCUGCGACCCCGGCUACCGGCUGGACGCCGACAACAAGAGUUGCUCCGCUAUCGACGUCUGCGCCGAGGGCACGCACGACUGCCAGCAUCUCUGUGUCGCUUCUCCCGGCUCCUACUCCUGCCGCUGCCGGGAGGGUUAUAUCCUCCACCGGGACCAGAGGAGCUGCACCACCCGGGAUCUCUGCAACGGCGUGGACCACGGCUGCGAGUUCCAGUGCGUGAGCGUGGGCUCCUCUUACCGCUGCGCCUGUCCGGAGGGACGGCGGCUCCAGGCUGACGGGAAGAGCUGCGGCCGCUGCGGGUCGGGUCCCACGGACCUGGUGCUGGUCAUCGACGGCUCCAAGAGCGUGGGCGCGCAGCAGUUCGAGCUGGUGAAGCGUUGGGUGGGCGAGCUGGUGGGCUCCCUGGACGUGUCCCCCGCGGGGACGCGCGUGGGGCUGGUCCAGUUCUCCAGCCGGGUCCGCACCGAGUUCCCGCUGGGCCGCCACGGGACCAAGGCCGAGGCGGAGGCGGCCGUCCGGGCCGUGACCCCCAUGGACAAGGGCACCAUGACGGGCCUGGCCCUGCGGCAUUUGGUGGAGCGCGGUUUCUCCGAGGCCGAGGGGGCGAGGCCCGGCUCCCGCCGGGUCGGGCUGCUGGUCACCGACGGCCGCUCCCAGGACGACGUCUCCCCGUGGGCCGCCAGGGCCAAGGACCGAGGCAUCGUGAUGUUCGCCGUGGGGGUCGGCAAGGCCGUGGAGGAGGAGCUGCGGGAAAUCGCGUCCGACCCCGUGGAGCGGCACGUCUCCUACGCCGCGGACUUCGGCGCCCUGACGCGCCUCUUGGACCACCUCAAGCUCGACACCUGUCCAGGGAGGAAGAGAGACAGGAGUGCGGGGUGGGGAGGUCCGUCGUCUGUGAUUGUGUCCUUAAUGGUGUCACUGAGGCAGCUGUGGGUGCGGGUGGAGGCGGUGGAGCGUCGCCUUUCCCGCCUUUCUCGCUUUUCCCGCCAAAACUAA